CUUCAGUCACCUCCCACUUCCCUCUUCCUUCAGAACCCGUCUGUUUUUGUUUUCGAGCCCGGGCUCUUUGGACAGGAAAUUGUAUACAUUGGGAGCAUUCAGGAAGGCAGAGAGCUGCUUUCCCGUUAGCUCCGAGUUUGGGCACAUGAAAAAAAGAGGAAUAAAAGAGGUCAGUAAUUCCUAAACUAGGAGAGAAACAGAAGUCAGCUGUUCUCCUCCCCUCACUUCAUUUCCCUCCCCUUUACACAGUCUGAACAUUUCAAAAAUCCCUGCCACACCACUGCCACGAAUCCAUCUCUAAACAUAGAAUAUUUGAAAAAUCUUGAAGGCAAAUCAGAUUAAAAAGACAACACUAAUGUUCCUGAAGGGAUUUUCCUCUCAUGAUACAUGUAUGCCUCCUCAGCCACAGAGAAACCAGUGAAAAGGGGAGACUGUGUGGAAUGAAGGAAAAGAGGAAGAGAUAAAAAAGGAGCAGAGAGAGACUGGCUGGGGGUAAAAAAACAACAGGAAACCAACCGAUUCUAAUGCUGUUUCUGCAAAUCCUUCAGAGAUAAAGCAGCGGACUGCCACGUCCCGGCCAAGCAGCAGUCACGCCAUGUAUUUUCUCUGAUCAUCACUCGAAGUAAUGACAAUCUAAAGGACUUAAAGUUUAAACUGUGACGUCACUUCUGCUCUCAGCCUCCAACAGUGUGGUUAGUCAGAAUGUGAGCGGAUGCAGAGUUUUGGGAGCCGAUUGCUGGGAUUUUUCUAUGCGGCUGCUUUUUGACCCACAGGCUCAACCUUUUUCUCGGGGUCAUAUGGAUCAGUCGCCGUGCUUUCAAGGAUCUUUUUGUUUUAAUCAUCUGGACUACUAACUGGAGCCACAUGAAGAAUAAAGGGACUAAGCAGAAGACCAAAAAGAAAGGAAGUGAAAAUGCGUUCGGCUGUGACCUGACAGAACAUCUCCAGAAUUCGGGACAAGAUGUUCCACAGGUUCUGAAGAAAUGUGCAGAGUUUAUUGAGGAACAUGGGAUUGUGGACGGGAUCUACAGACUGUCGGGGGUCACCUCAAAUAUCCAGCGUCUCAGGCAGGAAUUCUGCUCUGAGGCGUGCCCUGACCUUACAAAGGAAGUGUACCUCCAGGACAUCCACUGUGUGGGUUCCUUAUGUAAGCUGUACUUCAGGGAGCUACCCAAUCCUCUGCUCACAUAUGAGCUAUACAGCAAAUUCACCGAAGUGGUCUCAGUCCAGGGAGAUCAUGAGAGACUUUUAUACAUUCAGAAGGUCAUCAAAGAACUGCCAACCCCUCACUUCAGGACUCUGGAGUAUCUUACUAAGCACUUGGCCCACCUCGCCACCUUAAGCACACAGACAAACAUGCAUACGCGUAACCUGGCCCUGGUGUGGGCUCCAAAUUUGUUAAGAUCUAAAAACAUUGAAGCAUCAUCCGGUAACGGAGACAUGGCUUUCCAGGAGGUGCGGAUACAACAGUCAGUGGUUGAGUUCAUUCUAAACCACACAGAUCAGAUCUUCAGCGGUGGUCCAAUGCAAAUCAAACCCAAAGAAGGACUGACUUUGAUGUGUGGAGAGAAGUAUGCCACGCUCCCGAUCAGUGGCCAGUGUGGACCAAUGAAACUCAUGAGCCUGGAAGAAGCUCAGGCCCGCUCCUUAAGUCCAAACCAUCCUGUGCACAGAGAACGUCAGCGAGAGAACAGUCUUCCUGAUACCAGCACUGCCACACUCUACCACACAGUCAUAGACAUUUCAGACAGCAAGAGAAAGUUUUCUGGGAAAUCAAAGAAGUGGAAGUCUAUCUUCAACCUGGGAAGGUCUGUGGAUUCCAAGGGAAAACUGAGCCGAAACGGUAGUGUGUUCAUUAGAGCACAGGGGAUAACAGAAAAGGCAGCUCUACGUCCAUCGAGGAGCAUGGAGUCUUUGUGCUCCUUACCAACAGAUGAUGACAGAACAGGAAACAACAGUCCAGCUGGUGGACCUGGCAACAUUUUCGUUCCAGAUGUAAAAUCCAGAACGCUGGGAUCUGACUCACUCUAUGACCUGAGUGAACAUGACCAAAACUGGGAAUUUAAAGGGAAGAAAGCUGGUGGGGCAACAGGUGGCUGGAGCUCUGGCAUGAGCCAAAAGGGGUCACCAGGUGCUUCUGCGCCCCCUCAAAAAACACUGCCAGAGCAACUGAAGGUGUUCAAAGGUGAUGACCUCAGCGGCUAUAAGCCCACAUCUCCGAAAAGCAGGAGGAUGUUGUACUCGGGCUCCUCCCACAACAGCUCGUCUCGGCCCUCCUUCCCAGGAAGCUUCUUCCCACUGGAGUCCUCGCCAAGGCAUCAGCGUCGAGCCGUCAACAUAUCUGAGCCUUUUGCUGUGUCUGUACCCCUCCGUGUGUCUGCUGUUAUCAGCUCUAACAGCACGCCAUGCAGGGGGCAUACCAAGGACAAAGCAGCUUCUCUGAAACCCUGCAAGGACACCUCAGAGCAGAGCAGCAACAGUGGAAAGAGUAACACUUUCCCCCAGCUGGAACCGAAGAAGCAGGAAGGAACAGAGAAGAAAAAUACAGAGGAGCCGACAUCUAGAGUACUGCCAGAGGAUACAAGCAAAGAAGCGGUGCGAGAAGGUCAAGGAGGGAUGAGCACUUCUGAACUGGAACCGCCGUCCCUUGCAAAUGCAAGAGAAGGCAGAGAUGCAGUGCCAUCUCCUGGGAAAGAACUGCACAAGCAGCCCUUAGCUAUACAACUGGGCAAGGGAUGUUCUACUGGGAAAGAGCUGUGGUCUGACCUCCACCAAGAACUGAAGAUAACCGAACCUGAAAUUGACCUGCUGGAUGAGACUUUUAAACCUGUUUUCGGCUUCAGGAGCACUUGCGAGGGCGCAAAGUUAACAAUGGAUGUCAAGUCAAAGCGAAGCCGUAGCUCUCCAUCUCUAUCUCUGUUAUGUAGGGAGCAGUCUUCAAAUACCUCUCUGAGUGAUCGUGUAUUUGCCACUGGAUCAGACUCUGCAAAGAAACAGCCGUCUGAGUCAGACAUCUUAUUUUCUCUUCACAAAAACUUUGAUGUAAUUGUUGGUGGAAGCACAGAAAAUGCCUGCAGUGCUGACGUGGUGGAUGAGAAAGAGAAGAAACUGCAUCCAAAAGUCACACCCUUAAGACAAGACGUACCAGCUUAUACCAAGCCGUGCCACCUUGCUUUAAAGGAAACAUGUUUAGAUAAAGUUACAAAACCUCUGACAAAAGAGGAUGCUGCAACAGUCAGAGGCUUUUCAGGAGCAGAUGAUACAGACAAAUCACAGAAACAUGAAAUUCAUCAAGAAGACAAAAACAUCUCCAGUGAUGGGGCAAAGAAGAGUGUGAUUCCUGAGCUGGAACUUAUACAGCGGCUUUCAGUCUGUUUGGAAGAGAGACGUAACACUUUGGAGCAACCAAACCUUGACGACGAUGAAGGAUGUGGAGGAAACUCAGAGGACCUGGACUUGGUGGAGCCCUGGGAGGAUCUAAGCUCCACCAAGCAGUGGGUUACCAGUCCUCUCCACUCACCUGACGUGGAGGAGUUUUUGAGCCAGCUGUCACCACUUGCCUCUUGUGGGGAAACUUUGAGCUCAGAGGAGGGAAAGAUUUCAUCCCCUUCAGUUGAUAAUAACAAACAGUCUGCUGUUAAGAGCGCCGAACGCUUCUCAGGAAACAUUCCUCAAACGUCCAGUAGCAAAACAGAAACAAAGUGGAUGUAUUUGCCUUCAGUACCUUCACGGAGCAGUGUGAACAGCAAUAACGCGACACAACCUCACACAGGAAAAUGCAGUACAACAAAACAGAAGAAUACAGUGUCAUCUCAUAGGUUUUACAGACAGAUGUCUUACGAGGCAGCUGCUCCAGAAAGGAGAGAGGAGAACUGCUUUUCUAAACACAGACCAUACUCGCUUAAUUUAGACCUGGGGUAUAGAUGCAUCAGAGACAUUUCUAAUCAGCAAAACCGUAAUUCGUCAGAGUUUUCAUCUUGUCAGAGAGGAUUACUAACCUCAUCUGGGACUGUGAACAAUGGGCUGCCCUCUGAGUUGGAGUUGUUUCUGAACGAUCGCCAGGCACCUCUUCGCCGAAAUUCAGCCCCAGUCAGUGUGUCAUCAGUGCGAACGGCCUUCAUGAUAAAAACAUGCCAGGCCAAAGCUGUGCCUGUCAUCCCUCCAAAGGUGCAGUACAGUCAGAUACCUCACUCCAGACUCGAGAAUGAUUUUGACGCGUUGCAGGAACAAGAAAAGGAAUAUCCUAAAAUGAGUGCAGAGAAAAGCAACGCUACACCUCCGCAGAUGAUGUCUGAUCUAAAGGAGGAACUGGAGAACAAAGAGCCUGUCUCUAAACACCCAAAACACCCAAAUGCUGAGAAAACUGUUGAGUCUGUGAAGACCACAUCUACUCCAGAACUGCCGGUCAUAAGAAGGAGACAUGCUCCCAGUUUGGAAGUGUUUGUAGAUUGUCCGAGACCUAACAGAACGAACCUUUUACAAAGACCUUCCUUCAGGAACAGGCAGAGACCUCAGAGUCUUAUCCUGCUCAGCCCCCCUUUUCCCAUCAUGGACUAUCCAUCCUCAGGGGACGAUGGCAAGCUCCUUUCAUCCAUCAAGAACCUGAAUGACACGUCAGUGGUGAACGUCUUUUCUAAAGAGAUGGCAGAGAAUUUCAGGACGGCAGAGGGGAUCACUCUUCAGAACAAAAUGACUAUUCCAAAAAGUGGACAGAGACUGGAAACGUCGACCAGCUGCUUCUACCAGCCACAGAGGAGGUCGAUGAUAUUUGACAGCAGGAGCCACAGGCAGAUUGAGUGACUGAAGGGGAAGUCGCCAAUUGUGUGACUGGAUAUCUGUAAAUAGAUACAAUAUAUAAGGAAACUUAGUGUUGAAACUGAAAGGAAGGUGAUGAGGGAUGAAAUUGUAGUUAAAAUAAUGAUUCCUUUUUCCAAAAGUCAUUAAGUAUUUGAGGAAGGUUUAGGGAAGCAGUGGUGGAGCCAUUUAAGCAGCUAAUGAUUUUUGUCAUUAUCCAUUAAUCUGCUGAUUUUCUUGAUUAGUAGAUUAAUUGUUUGGUCUAUAAAAUACCAGGAAAUUGUAAAAAAAAAUUCUUAUCACUGUUUCUCAGAGCUCAAGUUGACAUUGUAAUAUGUUUGGUUUUGUCUAAAACUAAAACAUAUUUAGUUUAUUAUCAUAAAAGACUAUUAAAAAACAGUAGAUAAUCACAUUUGAGAAAUUGAAACUAGUGACAAUUGUAUUUUUGCUCAAAAUUCAUUCAACAUUGAUUAUCAAAAUUGUUACCAGUUAAUCAUUUGACUAAUCGUUUCAGCACUACUGACAUGAGGGACAUGUUUUUAAAAGUGCCUUGGAGUGACAGACAUUUAGUUUAAUGCUCAAGUCAAGUUACAGUAUUACUGAAAUAUAGAAAUCAAAAUCUAGCCUGUCACCCACAGUGUGGGGUACUGCACAGAUUAAGUGCAUAACUGCCAGAUCUUCUCAAAAGAUGUAAGUUUAGAUUUAAUUAACAAAUUAACUGCUGCCAUUUGCAGCAGAAGAGACACUUCCAAAUUUUACAUAUUCAGGAAGAUGGAGUAUGAAACCCCAUUUUUAACCUUGGAAAUAGCAGCCUGACAUUUUUAAAGAAAGAAAUUAAACAUUUCAACCUGCUUACUUGCUUUUUCUAGAGGUUUCAGUCAGUGGUGGAAGAAGUACUUACAUAUUAAUACAACAGUGUAAAAAAUCUCCAAUACAUGCAAAAGUACUGAAAUAUUAUCAAUAUGUACUGUUAUGCAGUAAAAUGUUGUUAAUGCUGAUGCAGCAGUGUAAGCAGCAUUUUAUUUUUUUGAUUUAAAUUUUCUCAUCUCAAUAACCUUAUCUUUCAAAUAAAUGUAGUUAAAAGAACAUUAUUUCCCCCCUGAAAUGUAGUGGAGUAUAGAGUAAGUAAGUUAGUAUAGUAAGUAUAAAGUAACAUAAAAUGGAAUUACUUAAGAAAAAUGUGAGUACCUCAAACUUUACUUGAGAUAUCUCACAGUUCUUGAGUAAAUCUACUUUGCUACUUUCCACCACUGGUUUCAUCUGUAUCUCACAUUUUUUCUCAGUGGACGGAGGUUACUCAGUUGUCAUGGAGACAGAUCAUUGAGCAAGAUCCAUUCACUGGUGAAGACUGUGAGAUGCAGUUGACAUCCCCAGAAAAGGUAGAAAUGUAAGCUUAAAGGCAAAAUUUGUGUAGGUUUUUACUAUCUCUACAUAGUUAGCAUUAGCGUUAACCAUUGUUUACUGACCAAGAGCCUCAGUCAUUGUUGCAGCACAACUUCUUCAUCCUCUCAUGUUGGACUGUGUGUAGACUUGAUGCCACAAUGACUCACAAUUGCAAAGUGUUAUCACAAAAUGGGAUGGGACAGGGCUAGCUGGUUAAGCAUGCUAACUUCAGUAGAAGAAAAGAAGUGAUAGAAAUAGAACCAUAACAUGCCAUGUCUUUCCACCACUGGAAACAGCUCAUGGCUUGGUGGUUUUAUGCUGAACUUGCAACAUUUCUUCUGUACUGGUAAACAGCUGUUCAUGCUAAUGUUGGCUAUAUAGCGAUAGCAAAAAGGUACAUAUGCCACCUUUAAAAGCUUAAAUUUAGAGUUUAAACUCAACAUAAUUUUCUGUGAAAUUCAUAAAAAUUAGUUGUUUUUGUUACUCCAUUUUUGUAUCAUUUUAUGUAGCUCCUAUCAAUGGGCAGAAUUUAUGCUGUAUUUAAUUACAACCUCUUCACAUAAAUAUUAAUGUCUGAACUGAAUUUAUCGCUGAACAUGAAGGACACAGUACAGGAUGUGUACAUUCAGCUGAAAAAUGAAAUGGCAAACAGAAGAACUGACAAUUAAACUGUUAAACAGUUUAAUUAAUAUUAAGCAUUUGAUAAUGUAGGUGAAGAUGUGUUUAUUUAUCCCAGUUACUAAAGUGAACUUGAUACCUAUGACGCAUUAUACUGUAUGUAGCUACUGGCUUUGUGAUAAGCUGAUGUCAAUGUAUUUUUUCUAAACUAAUAUUUAAAAGGAAAUUCCUUUUUCUGAGUAAUAGUAAUUCAGUAAUAGUAUUAACCCACAGAAGGACUUUAAUGUGUAUCUUUUUUUCUGUAAUUGCUUUAAUUUUUUAUUUCAUGGCAGUUGUUUGGUUUUUCACAAGAAUGAUAAACCAGCAUUGUGUAAGAGUUGCAGUCUAUGGUGUCGUGAAAGGUAAAAUCCUGGAGCUGCUUGUCUGACCAUUAACUGGAGGCUGACUUUGAACGCACUGACUGUAUCCAAUGUGUUUGGACCUUGAUGGUGCUUUGAGUCAAAGUCAGAGGAUAGUAUCUCCAGGUUUUGUGUCUUUUGUCUGCAUCUGAUAUAAUUACCUUUUGUGCUAUUUUUGGGUGAGCACCCAUUCGCGUAACAUAGUUUGGAUGUUAAAGGAAGUUACAGUAUUUUUAAAAAUGAUUUGGAUGUUUUUGAAGUUGCAGUGUGUUUUAUACUGUAGUUUGGAUGGGCUGGAUGAAUGAUUACACUGUUAAUCAAAAAAAAAGUUUGGAUGUCAAUGGAGAUGUUUUUUCUGAUUGUUUUGUAACUUUUGUAAACUUGUUGAUAGUGAAAAUGAUUGAACAGUGUGUAUUCCUAGGAAAAACACAUCAACUGAUUUUGAGUUUUGCCUUAAUUAUGUGGUGAUGGCACCGAAAAAUGUACAUAAGACACUUGAGUUUAGUUACAACAAAGCGUUAUGAGAAUAAAAAUGUAUGAAAGUCA
Messenger RNA from Lates calcarifer (barramundi perch), 7739 nucleotides. It is a transcript of the gene arhgap31, whose product is annotated as Rho GTPase activating protein 31. The coding region runs from base 865 to 4800 and encodes 1311 amino acids. The transcript is spliced from 12 exons. Gene Ontology annotation, biological process: small GTPase-mediated signal transduction. The record is from RefSeq and is a predicted model, not a curated record. NCBI's taxonomy places the organism in Eukaryota, Metazoa, Chordata, Actinopteri, Centropomidae. Gene Ontology annotation, molecular function: GTPase activator activity.